UGGCUGGAAAACGCUGUAGCAGCAGAUUUUGAAGGAUGUUGGACUGGAAAUAAUUCCUAGAGGGAAUCCUGGGAGUUGUAGUUUUGGAAAUCAGGAUAAAUUGUACUUCGGGGAGAAGCAGGACUACAAUCCCAGAAGCCUUUGAGCAUUUCUGGGAAAGGCCACGACUUCCUGAAAGGCUGAGAAAAGGAAUAACAGCAAUGCCAACCGCUCCUUAGUAUUUGCAAAUAACGAGUCGCGUGCGUGGGAAGGGGAUUCAAGAGCACAUCUUUUCUGCUCCCAAGAGUUGCCGUGGUUUCUCCUUAUUUGAAUACACCUUUUGGGAGUAUUUUCUGUGGGCCAACAUGGGCUGCCGAGAUGUUCAUGCAGUGACAGUACUGGCCUUCCUCAGUGGAACAGCCUCGGUAGCAGGACUUUUUGCUGCAGUUUUACUUCCGAACUGGAGACUGAUGAGGCUGCACACAUUCAACAAAAAUGAAAAGAAUUUGACAGUUUACACUGGACUCUGGAUUAAGUGUGCGCGCUUUGAUGGAAGCAGAGACUGUGUGAUAUAUGACACAGAGUGGUACACGGCAGUCGAUCAGCUGGAUUUACGGGUUCUCCAAUUUGCGCUCCCCUGUAGUAUGCUAACUACUGUCUCGGCUCUGCUGCUGUGUUUGAUCGGCAUGUGUAACACGGCCUUUGUGUCAAGUGUACCAAACAUCAAACUUGCUAAAUGUCUUGUAAAUAGUCCAGGCUGCCACCUUGUGGCUGGUCUGUUGUUUCUACUUGCAUGUGCCAUUUGUCUCACACCAUCAAUCUGGGUAAUUUUUUAUAACAACUACCUGAACAAAAAAUAUGAGCCAGUUUUUACCUUUGAUGUUUCAGUAUAUAUUACCAUUGCCAGUGCAGGAGGCCUGUUUUUCACUUCAGUUCUGUUAUUUCUGUGGUAUUGUGCAUGCAAAACCUUACCGUCCCCAUUCUGGCAGCCUCUCUAUUCCCAUGCCUCAAGCAGGCACAGCUAUGCCUCCCAGCCCUAUUCUGCACGAUCUCGUCUCUCUGCUAUUGAAAUUGACAUUCCUGUUGUAACACACACCUCUUAAAGAAAACAAAACAUGUUUCAAAAGCCAAAUGUUUAUCCUGGCUCAAACCCUGGAAAUUGAAGGCCUGAUUCUCUGCUGCUUGGCCCAUGUUUAAUCAUUUACACUUGUGCAAAGUGGAUGUAAUAUAUUCCCAAAUCAGACUGUACAAGGUUGAAGACCAUAGAGAAUUGGGUCCAUAAUAUUUUUAAGUCUCUUACUUUUUAAUGUAUUCUGACCGCUCUCUUCUUUGAAUUUACUCCUAGAAAAUAUUGACUGCUGCUAAUGCUGUAAUGACAUGCUAUUAAUCAAAAAUAAUUUUUACAGAGACCUUCUGGCACAUUCACUCCCCCUCCUGCUUAUUCAAACCAAAGGUGUUUUGAAUAACUUUACUGAUUUGAUGAGCUAUUCCUAGGUCCCAAUCCUGCAAUAAGAACCAUAUAGGUAGACCCAUUCCACCAUGCAUUGCCCUACUAAAGACAAUGGGGCUUUUUGUGGGGUGCGGUUCCCAUUGCAGGAUGGCACACUCUGGAAAAAUAUGAUCUGCCAGUUGGAGCAGGAGAAUGAGUAGGAAAUGAGCUAAAAAGCCUUGCAUGUAUUUUGGGAUGUGAUCUCUGAAAACAGUAUUGGACAAACUAAUUAAGUCUUGUUACAAUGUUCUUUGUUUUCCACGGGGCAUAAACAAACCCUUCUGCCUGUGAACUUCAAAUGCAGCAUUAGUAUCAAAUUACCCUUUAAUCUCAAAGUAAAAAUCAGAGAUAUAAAAAAAAAAAAAACAGUCCAAUUAAUAGUUCUCAGUCCUAUUGCAAUGGCCCCUAGGCUAAAUCUCAGAGGUUGGGAUUUUCCCUCUGCUCUUCUUCAGUGCAUUUUCAUUCCAUUCAGUGGAUUUUGAUAAAUUAUGAAUCUCAUCAGAUUUUUCCAUUUUAUGAUUUAUUUAAAAAUACCACUUAUAAUUCAAAUAUUUUGGUUUAAAACUUGAAUAUUGUAUUUUAAGGGGCAUCGUCAUCAAGUAGUACAAGCCUAAAUUGAAAACUGCUUAGCAUUAUUCUGUUCUGGAGCAGAAUGUCCUCCAGAUUUCAAAUGUAUUGCAUAAACCUUGAACAGUUUUACAGACUAUUGAACACUGUUUGCUGUAUUAUAAACAGGCUAUCAACAUGCCUCUCUGGGAAGCAGAUUGUAACCACAUGGGGAAAGAUUCAUCAUUCUGGAUGUCUUAUGUAUAUAUUAAUGAAAACAGGCUUAUGUAUUUUCAAAGGUGAUAUUAAUGGCAAGUUGUUGUUUUUUUUUAAGUGGUGGUUGUCAGGAUUUUCAGGCUAUAUCUUAUUUACAGAUAAGGAUUUCACCUUUCCAACCCUUGGCUUCAAUAUCUCUCCCUAUUCAAUUGUGUUUUAGACCCAACUUGCUUUCUAGGCUCCCUUUAAAGAGAAGUUUCCAUCCCUCUAAAAUGAGGUCCCUAGUAAUCUGUAAGCUUCAUAAGUACACAUAUAAGCUAAGAUUUUUUGAAGUUUAAGUGAUUGUAAACCCCAAAUUUGAGACACAUUAAAGGACCCUAAUUUUUCAUAAAGUGCUAGUGCACACCCUCUGAAAAAUCAAGGUUUCUUAGGUUAGGCACUGAAAAUUACUGGUCACAUCUGAAAAUCCUGGCCUUACACUGAAGUGUAAUAUUCUCAGUACAGACAUUUCUGACUCACUAUGUUUCUGAUAUGUUCAAAUCUUUUCGUGUCUGAAAAGUGACUUUGUGUUAGUGGUACUGUGGAGUUUGUGUAUUUGUGUGUCAUUAACUCUAUAGCAAAUUUUCUCCGUUCGCAAUUUAAAAAUGGAAGAAAAAUUGUUUCUAAUUCCUUGCCUUGUAAACAUAACGUGGGAUCUAAGAGUCAAGCUGGGAUCUUUUCCUUCUCCA
This is a messenger RNA of Chelonoidis abingdonii (Abingdon island giant tortoise), 2958 nucleotides long. It is a transcript of the gene CLDN12, whose product is annotated as claudin 12. NCBI's taxonomy places the organism in Eukaryota, Metazoa, Chordata, Testudines, Testudinidae. The record is from RefSeq and is a predicted model, not a curated record. Gene Ontology annotation, cellular component: plasma membrane.